Molecule: messenger RNA, 2799 nt
Organism: Fusarium musae
Lineage: Eukaryota; Fungi; Ascomycota; Sordariomycetes; Hypocreales; Nectriaceae
Exons: 3
Coding region: 1-2799 (932 amino acids)
Cellular component (GO): cytoplasm; membrane; microtubule
Molecular function (GO): microtubule binding; GTPase activity; GTP binding
Source: RefSeq, a predicted model, not a curated record
AUGUCACACUCAUCAAGACGCCGCGGGCCUCGUGUCAAACCAGAUCCUGAGGAUAAUACUUCUAUGCCAGAUUCUGGAACUGUCAACUUCAACAUUCGCACUGCUCCUCCUGCUCCCUCUAGUUACGGUGGCAGUACCAGCUAUAUCCCGCCCGAUCAGGCCUUCUAUCAUCAUAGAUCGGAUGCCCCAACACCAAGUGAACGCAUCACUGAACCUGAGCCUCUCCUAAGGGAACUCAGGAUGCGUCCUAACGCAGCAGCCGAAAGCCCAACUAACGUUCCCACGGAUGGGAGCUUCUUUCAAACCUCCUUCCAGGACAUCGGAAAGAAGCUCAAGGCGUGCAACGACACCCUGGGUGAGCUCCAGCAGCUCGGUGUUGAUCACGAUGUCCCGCUUCCCGAGCUUGUGCUUGUUGGCGAUCAGUCUGCAGGAAAAUCUAGUUUGAUGUCAGGUCUCGCAAAUCUCGACCUACCUCGCAGUGAAGGCACAUGUACACGAUGCCCGCUCCAUAUCAGGGUAUCACGAAGUCACGAUUCCUCUUGCCGUGUAUCGCUACGCAAAGCAUACUCCUAUCAGCCUCCGCCUAGUGGCCGCAUUUCAGAGGGGGAUGUCACUGACAGAGAUCCUUUCUUCCCCUGGCGCAAACUACCAUCCAGUGCGACUCAUGAGUUCAAGACCAUGAUCGAACACAGUGAGAUUGAAGAUGUUUUGAGAUGGGCCCAAAUCGCUAUUCUCAAUGAUGACAAGAGUCACGAGCUAUUUAUCCCUGGCUCGGGUGCACUGGCUGUCAAAAUCCCCAUCGACAGAGCCGCUGAAGCAGUGGCUGCAAAGUUUUCACCGAAUAUUGUUGCACUCGAGAUCAAAGGUCCAAACCUUCCCGACCUUUCUUUCUACGAUAUGCCUGGCAUUUUCCAGAACCCUGCCGACGCAAGCGACGACUAUCUUGUUAGUGUCGUAAGGAAUCUGUCGAAGGAGUAUAUCCAGCACCCGUCUGCUAUCAUCAUGUGUUCUAUGCCAAUGAACAGCGAUGCGGAGAAUUCUUCAACUUUUGGUCUUAUACGUAGACUAGGCGCUCUUAACAGGACAAUCGGCGUUUUGACCAAGGCUGAUCUGAUACCAGAGAAUGGCAAUCAUGAGCAAUGGCUUGCUAUCAUGAGAGGACAAGCUCAUAUUGCUGGUCUGGGGUAUUUCAUCACUUCGCGGCCACAGGGCAAAGACCUUGAUGAGCUCAAGAAAUGGGAAGAGCUAGUUUUUGUGGAUCAUUCUCUCGAACGAUGGCCUGCGACAUUUUAUGAGUUUUCGGAGCGAUGCGGUGUGGAAAAGUUGAAGGAUUUCCUGUCGGAAAAGCUUGGGCAAGAAUUUGCGAAAAGUCUACCCCAUAUCAAGCAGAAGCUAAGACAGCGCCUCAAUGACAUCGUUGAGCAACUCGAAAGGCUACCAGAACUCCCUGACAAUGUUGAACUUGAGGUUCAGACCAGUGUUAUGGAGUUUGGUGAACUAACCCGGACACAACUCAAGCCUUCCGAGUUCUCAAAGCAUUUUGUUCCGCUUCCGGAUAACUUUCGCGACUGUCUGCUAGACAUGAAGCCAAAAUUUACCCUCCGAGAUAGCAGUGACAUUCCUGUUGUAGAUAUCUCUGAUGAUGAGUCAGAUGCAGGUUCCGUGGCGCCAGCCGUCAACCCACAUACGCCUAGUAAACGACGGGCUAUGGCGCCGCCUAUUACUCCUUCUAAACGAGUUCGCAUGGAGCAAACCCCGGCAGGGACUCCCUCGCGAUCGCUGCAGCCUGAAGAUAGUAGGGCUAGCGUGGCCGGCUCCCCUGCUCCCCGUCGGCAACUCUUCCCAGCCCCAUUUACUCCCUUUAGUGGAGUUGGGCGAGGCUUCAGGACUCUUCGACAAGUUCGUGAUGAGAUUAAGUCUAAGACUAGAGCUGGGGUGCCUGACAUCAUCACUGAAGAAGUCUAUAACGAUAUGUGCCGAGAAGCCAUUGAACCAUGGUCAGGGCCCAUGAAAGCAUUUCUAGAUCAUGUUAUGAGCCUGCUGGAUGAUAUGCUUGAUCAGGCACUGGCCAAGUCGUUUGCAAGCCUCAAUAAACGGUUGAUUUUCCGGGAGUGCAGGAAGAUUUUGACAGAGUAUCUCAACGACCGUCGCAGAGAAACAGCUGGAGCGCUUGACCUCGUGUACCGUCUCGAAACCUACGGCCUGUUCACUGUCAACCAGGAGGCCUUCCGCAGAUAUCAAAAGGAUGAACAGAUUCUCUUAACGCGUUAUCGCCACCAAAUGCGUAUGCAGGCUGCAGGGUAUGGGGAUGGUCGUGCUCCCGUUCCGUGGGAAAGUCUUACGGAGGAGAAGCGUGUUCUCGACGAAAAGCGACGUGAAAACGAGUUGACAAAACUCGGGCCGGACUCCUUCGAGCGGGAGCUGGAAGUGGUAGCUUAUGUUAGAGGCUACUACCGCCUUGCAGCGCUGAGGUUCGCGGAUGCCGUGGCGCUGCAUAUUACAAACGGCAUGAUACCGCAUAUCCAACGAAAUUUGCCCUUCCAUCUCGACCGAAAGCUAGGCAUUGCUGGAGCCGAUGCCAAGAGUGUUUACGAGAGACUCAUGGAGGAGGAUUCUGACACCGCAGCCAGGCGGGGAACACUCAGGGGAGAGCGCGAGAAGUUUGUGCGGGCUCUUGACAGCAUCGAGGAACUGGAGCGUGGGGCUGGCAGUAGCACCCUUUCAGAGGAAGAAAACGAUGACGACGACAUGGACGAUGCCCCCCUCAUGAGCGGUGCACUUCCCGCCGAGGAGAUUUGA